Messenger RNA from Biomphalaria glabrata, 1782 nucleotides. RefSeq names its product long-chain-fatty-acid--CoA ligase ACSBG2-like. Gene Ontology annotation, molecular function: long-chain fatty acid-CoA ligase activity. Gene Ontology annotation, cellular component: endoplasmic reticulum; membrane. NCBI's taxonomy places the organism in Eukaryota, Metazoa, Mollusca, Gastropoda, Planorbidae. The transcript has 14 exons. Bases 276 to 1646 code for a protein of 456 amino acids. The record is from RefSeq and is a predicted model, not a curated record.
GUGUCAGAUUUGAGAGGGCGAUUUCACAUUACAAGUUGUUAAGUUUAUGGAAUGAGCUUCCCAGUUUAAAAGCCAUUAUACUUAUAACUGAAGAUUUGGAAUUGGAAAAUUCUCGACCAAAUGUUUAUACUUGGCCUACAUUCCUUCAGUUGAGUUACAGGACUCCUGUAAAGAAAUUAGCAGAGAGGCUGGAUCAGUUGGCACCAAACAGAUGUUGUGCCAUCUUUUAUGGGUCUGACAAACUUCUAGAAUUCAGUAAGCCAAAAGGGGUGCUGAUGAGCCAUGACAAUUUAACCUUUAUGGCUACUUCUUUUAAAAGCCAAAUUUGGACUGAGGAGAGCCUGAAGCCGAAUCAAACCAAAAGAGAAAUGUCUAUGGAAAAGAGAAUGCUAAGUUAUCUAUCACUUAGUCAAGCGUACAGUCUGGUCAUUGAGAUUCUUCUUCCCAUUGCCAGUGGUACGACAGUGUUCUUUGUUGGUCCAGACAUUUGGGAGGGACAGCUAGUUAAAACUCUGCAGUUGAUCAAGCCAACUGUUUUCUUUGCCACAUCUAGAACAUGGAAGCUAAUGUAUGACAAAAUUAAACACCAGUUUGAUCAACUAACAUUUUUUGAAAAAAUGUUGAUUACCAACUUCAAAAGUACCACUGAGCAAUUAGUCAAUAAAGUUAAAUCAACAAUAGAGAACCAGAAUACUGUACAAAAUUUUAGCAUAAGAAGUAAAUUGAAUGCCUUUGGACAAAAAAAACUAAAAAAGCAGUUAGGUCUUCAUAAGUGUUCUGCAUUCUUUAUUCUUGAUGGGCCCCUUAGUACUGAAGUGCAAGAGUUUUACUUUGACAUUGGUGUUUCAAUAAGAAAUAUGUUAAACUCGCCUUUUAUGUCUGGUCCACAUCUUGCAGAAGACAUAGAAAGUGGUGAUAAUAUUGAGUUGCCUGGAUGUGCUACAUCAUUUCAGUCAAAUUUAACAAAUGACAAUUUUGAGCUGCUUGGAACAGGACGACAUGUUUGUAUGGGUAUACUCCAUGAUCUGGCCACAUUUGAUAAUUCUGAUCUGUUCCAAAUAGAUCUUCAUGUCUCUGCUGCAAAGGAUGAAGCUGACAAUUUUGUACUUACCAGGUCAGCAUCAGAUAUGUCACAGUUGUCCAAUGGCUAUUUUGUUCACACCGAAGCAGUGGAAGAACUAAUCAAGAAUUUAGUUCCAGUUUUCAGUAACUGCAUGUUGAUUGGCCCUAAUCGACCUUAUUUCUCAGUUCUGAUGACACUCCAGACUGUGACAGAUCGAGUCACAAAAAAAUCUACUAAAAAACUGACUCUAUCAGCACAUGAUUGGUUUAAAAGAAGUGGGAUUCUAGCCAAUACUACAGCAGAUCUAACUCCUUCCAAUACACUCUGGUAUGAGAUGGUGGAUAAUGCACUGAUGUUGGUGAAUAGACAACUAGGAAGCAAAGCAGCUUUUAUCGUACAGUGGACUUUAUUAGAGACAGAUUUCUCUGUUCUAAAUGGAGAGAUUGAGCCAACUACUAAGACUUUGAACAGAGAACUUAUAAUGAAAAACUAUGAGAAAGAAAUUGAGUCCAUGUAUCCUGAUUCGCCUUUACCAACACUUGCUCCAAUACGCUUUCCUAGAAAUAUAUUAGGUUUUAAAUAAAUAUUAGCUGGGUUUUUUUGUUUCUUUGUUUUUGGUGAAUCAUUAUUUGAAAAAAAAUAAAACCACACAAGAAAAUAAAAUUUGAUUAGCCCUGAAAAUAAUGAAGUUUUGUGUUUAAUAAUGAAACUGUCAAAAA